Molecule: messenger RNA, 5372 nt
Organism: Cuscuta europaea
Lineage: Eukaryota; Viridiplantae; Streptophyta; Magnoliopsida; Solanales; Convolvulaceae
Source: the annotation of a GenBank genome assembly
UCCUGAUCUAAAUGGUUUGAGGCAAAGGCAGAAACCAAUGAACCGAGGAGUCAUCGCUCGUCAACCAGAAGAAGAAAUUCUGACAGAAAGAAAGAGAGAGAAACUGAGAGGAAUUCUUUCCCUUUCUAUUUUUUUCUCUUCUUUCCUUACGAACACAGUUUCACUUUUCUUUUCUGCAUAUUUUUUACCCCAAAUUUGUGCUUCUCGCUCCUUCCAUCUCCUCGUUCUCUGUGCAGUCGAUCUCUGCCUCCGUCCCUUUCACUGUUAGGGAGAAACAAUUGCGGUAUUGCAUUCCAACACAUUUUUUCUUUUGUGCGUUGAAGGAUCUCCAAUUUCUUCCUUUCACCAAUUCAUAUACGACAGCAGCGCUCUGUCCUUGGGUGUUCACAGGUCGGGACUUGUCCACCUUUCUCGCUCUUUCUCUCUCCCCUCCUGCAACAGGGAAAUGAUUAUCAUGUUUCGCCAAUUUCGGAUUUUGGGGUUUUCUGCAUUUCAGUUUUGGCAUGUGCAGUUAGCUGCCCAAUGAAUUUUGUUGUUUGCGGAGUAAAGCUUUAUCUGUCCACCUUCACGUGAAGCUGCAAGCUCGCUGGGCUUCUUAGAAUUUUCUCUUCUUACCUUGGGGUUGGGUGCUAGUUCAAACCGGCUAAAGAUCUGCUAUCUGGAUGUUCUACUUUGGGCAUAAUUUAUUCUGCAAUUUUAGAAGGAGUUCCAUAUUAAACAAGGAUUGGUGAGGACAAAAUUGCAUUUUCCUCUCAUUUGCUUGUUUACAUUUCUUAAAGGAUAAAGUUAGUAAAAGAUUUGAUUUUGGAGAAGCGUCCUUUAGUUUGCCUGCCAUAGACAAGGGUAGGAUACAAUUUGGACAGAUGGAAUUUUGGGUGGUUUACCUAAACCCUUCAAUGUAUCUCCAUUGGAGGAAUUUGGAUGAUGUCUAGCAAACCAUUGGUGUCAUCAACUGAUCUUCAACUUUUGCCAAAUGCCUAUAUGACUCAUUCUUCAUCUAGAAUCAGCUCAUCAGAAUCAGAAAUUAUAAGACAUAAAACUUUGUUAUCAUCCUCAACUUUUGACAAGAAACAUAAAAGUGAGUUGAUGAUGUGAAGUAGGUCCCGGAGGGCGGCAUUGCCCCACUCGGUGCUUUUACUACUUAUUCUCAUACAAAGAAAAAGCAAUUCCAUUCUUCUGAGCUUCGUUUCCGUCCACAGUCUAUGCUCGAAUGCCCCUCAUGUGAGAGAAAACGUCAUGUACCUUGGAGUGAUGCAAUGGACCACCAUUGUGAUAUUGCUUCCUUCGAUAUUUCUAGUGAUACAUCUCGGGUUGCCUCAUCUCAGGAAGCAUCCUCUCAGAUGAAUUUCUCUUGUGUCCAGGAAAAACUAAGCAAAUCUCAGAGGCUUCUUCAAAAAAAUAUGCAGUUGGAAGAAAACUUGUUAUAUGUACCAAGGUUAAUUCAUAUUAAUGAUCCGAAGAAGACGAAUGAUAAGUUCCAGUUCACUGGAAAUGAGAUACGGACUAGCAAGUAUACUGUACUUAAUUUCUUACCUAAGAACCUCUUUAUACAAUUCCAUAGGGUUGCUUAUUUAUAUUUUCUAGCUAUUGCUGCUCUAAACCAGCUCCCACCGCUUGCUGUUUUUGGUAGAACGGUGUCCCUCUUCCCUCUUCUAUUUGUGCUUUCAGUGACCGCUAUUAAAGAUGGUUAUGAGGAUUGGCGAAGACACAGAUCAGACCGGAAUGAGAAUAACAGGGAAGUUUUAGUCCUCCAAUCUGGUGAGUUCAGAUUGAAAAAAUGGAAAAAGGUUCGUGCUGGUGAGGUUGUAAAGAUCAAAUCUAACGAGACAAUUCCUUGUGAUAUGGUGCUUCUGGGGACGAGUGAUCAUAGUGGAAUUGCUUACAUACAGACCAUGAAUUUAGAUGGUGAAUCUAAUCUGAAGACGAGGUAUGCUAGGCAAGAAACAACUUCAUUAGUACAUGAAGGUGCAGACAUUUCUGGGAUUAUCAGAUGUGAACAACCUAACAGGAACAUCUAUGAGUUCACUGCCAAUAUGGAGUUGAAAGGGAAGAGGGUUUCUCUCAGCCAAUCAAAUAUUAUCUUGCGUGGAUGCCAACUAAAGAACACAGAAUGGGCGAUCGGUGUGGUAGUUUAUGCUGGACAAGAGACCAAAGCUAUGCUGAAUAGUGCACCAUCUCCAUCUAAAAGGAGCAGACUCGAAGCAUACAUGAACAGGGAAACCCUCUGGUUGUCCAUUUUCCUUCUCACAAUGUGCCUUGUUGUAGCAAUUGGAAUGGGUCUAUGGCUAAGGAGACGCAAGGAGCAGCUUGAUACUUUGCCUUAUUACAGGAGAACAUACAUCGGAAAAGGCAAUACUGAACGGAAAUUGUACAGAUAUUAUGGGUUACCCAUGGAAACCUUUUUCUCUUUUUUGAGUUCCAUCAUAGUUUUCCAGAUAAUGAUACCAAUAUCUCUGUAUAUCACAAUGGAGUUAGUUCGUUUGGGACAAUCAUAUUUCAUGAUUGGGGACAGGCAUAUGUAUGAUAGUGGCUCAAAUUCAAGGUUUCAGUGUAGAUCCUUGAAUAUUAAUGAAGAUUUGGGUCAGAUACGUUAUGUAUUUUCUGACAAAACGGGAACACUAACCGAAAACAAGAUGGAAUUCAAAAGAGCGAGUAUAUGGGGAAUAAACUAUGCAAGUUCCCUUUCUGUUGCUGAUAAUAACAUUGGAGUAAACCCCGAAUCAAAGCAUGAUAAUAGAAGAUGGAAGCUUAAGUCGGACAUUGCCACAGAUUCUGAACUCAUGGAUUUGUUAUGUAGUGAUUUAGCUGGUGAAGAAAGAAUUGCUGCACAUGAUUUCUUUUUGACAUUGGCAGCAUGCAACACUGUGAUCCCUAUUCUCACUCAGAGUCCUUCUAGUGGCACUGAGAGUGAGCUAUGUUGUAAUAUUGGUGCAGUUGAAUAUCAGGGUGAGUCUCCUGAUGAACAAGCACUAGCCGCUGCCGCCGCUGCUUAUGGCUAUACUCUUUUUGAGCGGAGUUCUGGGCAUGUAUCAAUUGAUGUCAAUGGAAAGAAACUAAGGCUGGAUGUGUUGGGACUUCAUGAGUUUGACAGUGUUCGUAAAAGAAUGUCUGUUGUUAUCCGAUUACCGAACAAUACUGUAAAAGUGUUGGUGAAAGGUGCUGAUACUUCAAUGCUUAGCAUUUUGAAGAAAGAUAAUGAAAGGGAUGACCGCAUCAGUAAUUCUACAAAGGAUCAUUUGAAAGAGUACUCUUCAGAAGGUCUACGCACACUUGUAGUUGCUGCCAGGGAUCUUACAGGCGAAGAACUCGAGGAGUGGCAGUGCUUGUAUGAAGAGGCCAGCACAUCACUGACAGAUAGGUCUGCAAAGCUACGACAAACAGCAGCACUAAUCGAAUGCAACUUAACUCUACUUGGUGCAACUGCAAUAGAAGACAAGCUACAAGAAGGUGUACCUGAAGCUAUUGAAUCUCUGCGACAAGCAGGGAUAAAAGUGUGGGUUCUGACUGGUGAUAAACAAGAAACUGCAAUUUCUAUUGGUCUCUCCUGUAAACUCUUGACCUCCGAUAUGAAUAAGAUCAUAAUUAAUGGCAAUUCUGAAGAUGAGUGCAAAAGGCUAUUGUCUGAUGCCAAGGCUAAAUAUGGUAUUAAGUCUGCUUGUUGCAAUAAUUGGAUCUUGAGAUGGAAGAGGGACACGGAAAUUUGUUACCACGAAGUUUCUCCAGAUGCAAUGUUGUUAAAGCUUCCUGUGGAGCACAUAGAACAGGAAGGAGGACCACUGAGUUUACCAUUAGCACUCAUUAUUGAUGGGAAUAGUCUGGUAUACAUUUUAGAGAAAGACCUAGAGCCUGAGCUAUUCGACCUGGCGAUCUCAUGUCAGGUGGUACUUUGCUGCCGUGUUGCACCUCUACAAAAGGCUGGAGUCGUUGACCUAAUAAAGAGCCGCACAGAUGAUAUGACCUUAGCCAUUGGUGAUGGGGCUAAUGACGUUUCAAUGAUCCAAAUGGCAGAUGUUGGUGUUGGAAUAUGUGGUCAGGAAGGGCGUCAAGCUGUAAUGGCAUCUGAUUUUGCUAUGGGGCAAUUCCACUUUCUUAAAAGAUUACUAUUGGUGCACGGACAUUGGAACUAUCAGCGAAUUGGUUACUUGGUUCUUUAUAAUUUUUACCGGAAUGCGGUUUUUGUGUUUAUGCUUUUCUGGUACAUUUUGUUCACUGCUUUCUCAACAACCUCUGCACUGACCGAUUGGAGCAGUGUCUUUUAUUCUGUUCUUUACACUUCAGUACCUACUAUCAUUGUUGGUAUUUUGGACAAGGAUUUAAGCCAUAGGACAUUACUCAAGUAUCCAAAACUCUAUGCUUCUGGGCAUAGACAGGAGAGUUACAACAUGCACCUGUUCUGGAUAACAAUGAUAGAUACAGUAUGGCAGAGUCUUGUUCUCUUCUACAUACCCCUGUUCAUCUAUAAGGAGAGUACGAUUGAUAUCUGGAGCCUGGGUAGCUUAUGGACUAUUGCAGUGGUGAUACUCGUCAAUGUGCAUUUGGCAAUGGAUGUUCAGCGCUGGCUGGUAUAUACCCAUAUUGCAAUAUGGGGAUCAAUAAUUAUUACGUUUGGCUGCCUGGUUGCAGUGGACUCUAUUGUAAUCUUCCCUAAUUAUGGUACAAUAUACCAUCUCGUAAUGUUGCCUAGUUACUGGCUCACGAUUUUGCUUGUAAUAGUGGUGGCAUUGCUUCCUCGUUUCAUGUUCAAGGUUAUGCAGCAAACAUUCUGGCCUUCUGAUAUACAAAUAGCUAGAGAAGCAGAGAUACUGAAAAAGGGUCCUGGUCAUUUUGUGUGUAAGCCAAACCAAGAUACAAGCUGAUGUGGGCUGUUUUUUAUGGCGACCAAUUCUAUUUUUAUACUGGCUGCAUGUGUAUGCCGGUCUAUGGCUUUCUCCUGGCAUUUUAUUGUACAGACUAACUGCUAAAUUGUGAUUGCGAGCGGGGAUAGCCAGUGACGGAUUAUGAUGAGGCAAGUCGAAUGACGUAAGAGAAACCGACGGCUGACUGCUUGUUAUGUUGUAAGGGUCUCUACUCUCCAUUUCUAAAGUAUAGCAAAAAUAGAACUGAGAAAGCAAUACAAGUGUACAUUAAGGCUCAUGUAAAAAAGCAGGCGUUCAUCCUAAGCAUGCACAAGUGAUCAAAUAAAAUGAAGCGUAUUUUCCAUCAAUUUUACCGUGCUUCAUCUGAUGGGUGCUCUGUUUCUGUUGACUUGGUGGAUGCAUAAAUCUUUUAUAGCUCUGUUACACUUUAUUCAUUACAUUGCUUUGUCACUCAUCCUGAUUUUUUAGUUCAUACUCCGUAUUAGUUAAUCACUGCUAUAAAGAAGUUAAAACGAG